Nematocida parisii ERTm1 is the source of this 374-nucleotide messenger RNA. RefSeq names its product 30S ribosomal protein S10p/S20e. The record is from RefSeq and is a predicted model, not a curated record. The coding region runs from base 1 to 363 and encodes 120 amino acids. Gene Ontology annotation, cellular component: ribosome; cytosolic small ribosomal subunit. Lineage: Eukaryota; Fungi; Microsporidia. Gene Ontology annotation, biological process: translation. The transcript has a single exon. Gene Ontology annotation, molecular function: structural constituent of ribosome.
AUGCAUUCAGAAAAAGACUAUGAAAAAGAAGUAGAGCAAAACAAUGAGCAGGAAGUACAAACACUGCGAGUAACAAUGAUCAGCAGGAACAAGAGUGAGAUAGAGCGGGUUGCGUAUGCUAUAUACCAAAUGGCAAAAGCAGACAAUCCAUCAAACAAAGGGCCAGUAUCUUCCAAGAACAACAAGUUACAGGUGACUGUUAGAAAAGCACCCGGUGGUAAUGGUACUAACACAUACGACAAGUUCGCUAUGACAAUUAGAAAGAAGUACAUUGACAUAACCGUACCAUAUGAGUCAUUCAAGGCAAUUACUUCAACUGUGCUAAGCCCAGAAGUAUUUAUUCAAGUGGUUAUAAAGGCAUAAAAUAAAUAACA